Vigna umbellata (rice bean) is the source of this 1360-nucleotide messenger RNA. Its product is annotated as nucleic acid binding / zinc ion binding protein. Lineage: Eukaryota; Viridiplantae; Streptophyta; Magnoliopsida; Fabales; Fabaceae. The record is from RefSeq and is a predicted model, not a curated record.
UUGAGCCCAAGUAUAUAGAGUCCGACAGAAACAUAUGACUCAAAAAUAUGGUCCGCACUCUGAAGUUUCUAUUCAAUUCAAAAUUGAAAGUGGAAAAAGAAUACCUUGUGUGAUUGAAGUGAAGAGUGUGAAGAUGGCGAUGGAAGUGGAGAACAAUCACAAUCAACAAUUAGGGUUUCCGUUCUGGAAACCGCUCCGUCGCAAGUUCGGGCCCGACUCUCCUUUCUUCGCUCCCGGCAAUCUCGAACGAGAACUUCUUGCCAAACAGGUUGCUUUGGAAUUGACAGAAGAGAAGGAACAGCUUGAGAAAUGGAUGCAAGAGGAAGAAGGAAGGGAAAUCUUUUGUCCCAUUGUUGGCUGUGGUGCACGCUUGACUUCAAUGGAUGACUUCGAGAAUCACUAUAAUGCAAGGCAUACUGCAUCUUGUUCUGUGUGCUUUAGAGUUUACCCAACGUCUCGGUUGCUCAGCAUACAUGUAUCUGAAGUGCAUGAUUCUUUCUUUCAGGCAAAAGUUGCACGUGGUUACGAUAUGUAUGAAUGCUUGGUGGAAAAGUGUGGUUUGAAAUUCAAAAGCUACAAUCGUAGGCAUCAGCAUCUGGUUGACAAGCAUAAAUUUCCCACCUCAUUUGAGUUUUUCAAGAAGGCUAAACCUUCAAAGAAACAGAGAUUGAAGUCCCAACAAAAAAAAUCUGUUCCUAAGGAGAAGGAUGCAGGAAUGAUGGAAGUGGAAAACGCAACCGUGGAUGACCUUGUUUCAGCAGUCUCUAAACUGAGCACUUCUGACUCCACCCCUUCAAAUAUCAGCUUUGGUCGCCGCAGCAAAGGCUUGUCAUUCGUCCCUCGAACUGUUCAGCGCAGAGAUCAAUCAAACCCAGCAGCAUCUGGGACAAAGAGAUAAAGCUUGCACUCAAACCACUCUGCAUUCUUAAUUGCAAAAUGAUCAAAUAUUCAGAUACUGCUUCAUUAUAAGAUGUGUGUCUUGUGCUCAAAGUUUGAAGAAGCUGAUAAAGUUGAAGAUAGGAAAAGCAGAUCAUGCUGGAGGAUGUAAUAAGCAGCUUGCGGCAGUUUUAUAUUUUCAAUGCGCCCCGUUGUGGCUAUAACACAGGCAUUGUGGACAUGCGAAUAUCCCUUGGCUUUCUGUGGAGAUAUUAUGCUUAAUUUUGUAUGAUAUGGUCCUGUUAGUCUUAACGCAUUUACUGAAUAGCUACUUUGUGAUUAGUUUAAAGAAAACACUCUUGAAGCUUGUGAUAUGCUUAACCCAGUGACGGAAUAUCCCGCUAGUUAGUGAAUGGUUCAGGCUUCCUGUCAGCAUGAUAUGUGAUUUCUAUUUCUGUAAAAUUUGAUUUGGUAAAUUGGUUAA